AUGUUUGAGUCACUUGUUGCAAAUUUAUUGAACCGAUUCUUAGGUUCUUAUAUAGAGAAUUUCGAUCCCAAGCAAUUGAAUAUUGGUAUUUGGAGUGGGGAUGUGAAAUUGAAAAAUUUAAGACUAAAGAAAGAUUCAUUAGAUAGGUUUAAGUUACCAAUUGAUGUUAAAUUUGGUCAUGUAGGAGAACUCACUUUACAAAUUCCUUGGUCUAAUUUAAAGGGACAGCCUGUAAAAGUUAUAAUUGAAGAUGUUUACUUAUUGGCUUCACCAAUAAUAUUGAAUGAUUUCGAUCUUGAUGAAGAAAAGCAAAAAGAACUCAAAGUCAAGAAAGAUAAAUUAGAACAAUUAUCAGUAAUUGAAAAUGCAUCAUUACAAAAUCAAGAAAUUUCUUCCAAUAUCAAUUCGAAUGAAACUUUCACUGAAUCUUUAGUAACGAAAAUUAUUGAUAAUUUACAAGUAACAAUUAAGAAUAUUCAUAUCAGAUAUGAGGACGAUUCAAUUUUAACUGAAGAUCCUUAUUCUGUUGGUAUCACAUUGAACGAAUUAUCAGCUGUAUCAACUGAUCAAUCAUGGAUCCCAUCCUUUAUCUCAAUAACUCAACAAUUGACUAGAAAAUUAUUGAAAUUACAAGAUUUAACAUGCUAUAUGAACACUGACAGUCCCUCCAUUUAUAGUGAAGAUCCUGAAAAGUUAUUGGAGAUUUUUAAGAGUUCCAUCCACUCGGAGAAUAUAGAAGAUUACCAGUAUAUAUUGAAACCAGUCAGUGGACAAGGUAAGCUUUCACUUAAUAAAUUGGGAGCAACAGAAUCAACUCCACAUAUCAAGGCUGAAUUGUUCUUCGAGGAAUUCGGUAUUGAUUUAGAUUCACAACAAUAUAAAGAUAUGUUAUGGACUUUAUCAAAGUUUCAUUGGUACAUCAAAACUCAUAAGUUUAGGAAAUUUAGACCAAAAGUCACUGUUGCUGAAGAUCCAAAAUUAUGGCUUCAAUAUGCAGCUAAAUCCAUAUUGAAUGAAAUUCAUGAAAAACAUUACAAAUGGAGUUGGGAAUAUUUCGAAAAAAGAAGAGACGAAAGAAAAGCUUACGUCAAAUUAUAUAAGUUUAAAUUGUUGAAUAAACUUACAAAUACCGAUGAUAUUAAAGAAUUUGAUAAUUUAGAAGAAGCUUUGACAUUUGAAGAUAUAAAAUUCUAUAGAUCGAUAGCUAGAACCGAAGUCAAGAAAGAAAAUGCCAAUAAAUUGAAACAAGCUCAAAAUGAAAAAGCUCACCCUCAACAACAAGGUUGGUUUGGUGGAUGGUGGGGUGGUAACAAUGCCCAAAAACCGAAAGAAGGUGAAGUGGAGGAAGAUGAUCUUCAAUUGAGUGAUAAUCAGCGUAAAGCUCUUUAUGAGGCAAUUGAUUAUUCUGAAACCAAUGAAAUCGCAAAUGCUGUUGAUUUACCAAGAGAUACAAUAAAAAUGGAAAUAUUAGCAACCUUGAAAAAAGGUGGAAUCUCCAUCAAGAAAACAAAAAAUUCAUCGAAUUUAGCAGAAAUUGUUUUCGAAGGUUGUAAAGCUCAAUUCUAUCAAAGACCAGAUUCAGUUUUAACUAAUUUCCAGAUCGAGGAAUUCAGAAUUGAAGAUGGUACAGAAGCCACUUUGUAUAAACAUAUUGUGAGUGUCAAGCAAUACGGAGGUCAAUCAACUGAAGCUGACAACGAUCCAUUCUUCAGGGUUUCAUUUGAAAGAAAUCCUUUAGAUGAUUCUGCUGAUUCCAAGCUUUUAGGUAAGUUGAAAUCAAUGACGAUAUUCUAUAACCCCAGAUUCAUUGAAGAAGUGAUCAAGUUCUUCAAACCCCCUAAGAUUCAUUUGGAUACCGUAGGUGCUAUUAUGAAUGCAGCUGAAGCUACUGUUGAAGGAUUUACCUCGCAAACUAGGAUGGGAUUACAAUAUGCCUUGGAAGAACAUAAAACUAUUAAUGUCAAGUUAGAUUUACAAGCUCCCUUGAUUAUUUUACCUUUGGAACCACACAAUUGGAAAUCUCCUGUGGCAAUUCUUGAUGCUGGUCAUAUAAGUGUUAUAAGUAAUUUAGUCGAGAAAGCCAAAAUCGAAGAGUUGAAAUCAAAAACGAGUUAUAGUGAAGCCGAUUGGGAUAAUUUAAACACAUUGAUGUAUGACAAGUUCAACUUACAUCUUCAAGAUGCCCAAUUUUUAGUUGGAUCUAACAUUAAAGAUACUAUGGAACAACUUCAUCUCGAAGAUACUAAACAGCGUAAAUCUUCUAUUUUGGAUAAGUUCAACAUCAAAUUAUUAUUGGGAAUCUCGAUCUUACCUGAUGUGUACAAUUUAUCCAGAUUUAAAAUCGGAGGGGAGGUACCAAGCGUUAAGUUACAAUUGAACGAUUUGCAGUACAAAAUAAUCAUGCAAAUCAUUGAUGCUGCCAUACCAAAUUUUGAUAACAUUGAAAAUGACGAUUCCAGUAUAUUCAAUGCUUUCCAACCUGACAAUCAAUCGCCAAUUGAAGAGUUAGAAAAUUCAACUGACGAAGUUAGAAUUAAAAAGAAUGAUGAAACAAUACCUGAAGCAGCCCUUAAUCAACAUAUGUUUGAGUUUGACUUGAAGAUAGACCUUGUACAUCUUUCACUCUCGAGAUGUAUUGAUGGAGUAACUUUCGAGGCUGAACCAUUUAUUGAUUUGAUCGGUGAUUCAGUCAACUUAAAUCUUAUCAAGACAAUGAAUGAUUUGUUUUUAGGAUUAACAUUGGAUGAUAUUAACCUUAUAGAUCACAUAGAAAGGUCAGGAAUCCCUGAAUUUGAAAGAUUGAUUUCUUCUAAUAACUUUGUAGAAGGUGAUGUUGAGAAAUCCAAAGAAUUGUUUAAGUUAGAUUAUUCCAGGAAACAGAGAAUCGUGGACUUCAACAAUAAGGAAAUUGAAGUAUUCGAUCAGGAUAUCAAAUUAGAUGUUGCAACCCUUAAGUUUGUUAUUACCAGAAAGUCCAUAUUAAGUAUCUUGAACUUUGUAUUAAACACUUUCACCGACCCCAACGCUCAAACCACGCCAGCCGAUGAAUUGAAACAUAAUGAUGUUCAAGACUUGGAAGUUGCCCCACAGAAAAUUAAUGUGGUUAUCAAUUUGGAUAGCAUUAUUUGUGUUUUGAAUGAGGAUAGCGUGAAAUUAGCUACCCUUCAAUUAAGUACUGCUCAAAUCGCUGUUUUGGUGUUACCUGAAGCUCUUGAUGUUCAUGGGAAAUUGGGAGCUUUAUCAUUACAUGAUGACAUCAAUGCUGGAUCACCCAAAGAUUCAAUCUUGAGAAAUUUGAUCAACAUUGAAGGUGAUAAUUUGGCUGAAUUUACCUACAAAACCUUUGAUCAAGAAACGAACGACCAUUUAUACAGCUCUUUAGUAGAAUUCAAAACAGGAUCUUCCAAGAUUAAUUUUGUGGAAUCUUCGUUCAAAAGAAUUUUCAACUAUUUGAGUCAAUUCCAGAAGAUGAAGGAAAUAUAUGACAGUACCAGAGAAGCUGCUAUAAAUCAAGCCAACCAGAUCGAAAAUGCCAAUAAGAUGAAAUUUAAUUUUUCAGUAACAGCCCCAAUCGUCGUAUUUCCUAGAAUAGUCAAACAUUCGACAGUUAAAUAUGAUAAUUUAACCAUAGAGUUAGGUGAAUUGUAUGCCACUAACGAUUUCAUCGAAACAAACGGGAAAAUUAAGAAUGUUAUUAAGUCAGGAUUACGGAAUAUUAACAUGAGUUCUGAAUUCAAUUUCAUCAAUGAUAUAUUGCAGUUUUCAGAAAUGGUUAAAGACUUUGAUAUGUCCUUUGAUAUAGAUUAUUUGGAAGAUUAUAUUGAAGGAGUACCUUCAAUUGUCGUCAAUGGUAGAUUACCAGAAGUCAAUUUACACUUAACUGAGUUGCAAUUAAAUUUCUUGAUGGGCCUUUCAGAUGCUAUUACCAAUGUCUUUGACACUUCUGACAUUGACAUGCAAGAAAUUGAAGAAGAUGCCACCAAUGCCAAUGCAGUUAUGAAGCAAAAAAAUCAAGAGAAAGAAGCAAAUAGCCCAACUCAAAGUAAACCACAGAGUGUGGGUGAAGUAAAGCAAUCUGAGAUUCCAGCAAAACAUGAGAAAUUAAUUUUCAAGUUCAAUGUUCCUAAAUUGGCUUUGACAAUUUAUAAUCAUACAUCUGGUAUUAAGGAUGUUUCUACAAAUAAAUUGGGAUCAUUCUCAUUGAAUGGAAUAGAUGUUAACCUCAAAAUGACCCAGGAUACUCAUUUCGAUUCUAAAUUGAUUGUCAAGUCUUUUGUUGUGGAGGAUAUCAGAGCAGAAUGUAACAGUAAAUUCAAGGAAAUAAUUCCUCUGAUUAAAAGUGGAAAUGAUCAAUUUAUAGUCAGUGCUUCAUCUGAAGGAACAGAGGAGAAGAAAAAUAUAACUGUUUUAUUGAGUGUUGAUAAUCCGAAAGUUGUUUUAUCACUCGAUUAUUUGUUUGAACUUCAAAAUUUCGUCGAUAAGGCUCUUGAAAAACCAGAAACUAUCUCCGAAUUAGUGGCUGAUGAUGAAAGUUCAGAAGGAAGCUCUUUGGAUGCUGAGAAUCUCAAGGUUGCUAAUACUGGGUCCUCAAAGCCAACGGAUGAAGGAACAACAACCAAUAUUGGAUUCUCAGUAAAUAUCUUACGACCAUCCAUCAUAUUAUUGGCCGACCCUUCUAAAGCUAACACUGAAGCUGUUGUGUUCAAAAUCGAACAAGUUUUACUCACCAGUCAAAACGUUAUUUCAUUGGCUGCCAAUAGUGUGGGAUUAUUCUUGUGUACCGCCGAUAACUUGAAUGACCAGAGAUUAAGAAUCAUAGACGACUUUUCAAUUUCAUUUGCUCAUGAUUCUAGAGGAUCAACACCCACCAACUUCUUAACAAAUAUUCAGGCAUCAGUGGAUCCCUUAUUGGUUAGAGUUUCUUUAAGAGAUAUCCGAUUAGCUUUAAGCAUUUUUAAUAUAGCUUCUGUACUUUAUGCCAAGUCUCAAGGUAAAGAUGAAGUUUCUCCAGAAGAUGAUUACACUUUUUCAGAUAACUUCAAAAAGAGAUUAUCAAAGUAUGCCCCUUCUUUUGUAUCUAAUAUUUCAGGAACUGAAGUUGCCAAAAAGGAGUCUAAUGAAGACAGAGUUAUAAUAAAGGGAGAAGAAUUGAAUGUUAGUUUCGGUGGUUUGAGAUUUGUGUUGAUCGGUGAUGUGCAUGAAUUACCUGUGAUUGAUAUGAAUGUGAAACCAUUCGACACGAGAGCUAUCAAUUGGUCAACGGAUUUAAGUGCUGAAACUCAUGUGGAAUCGUUUGUCAAGAUUUACAAUUAUUCUCGUUCUACUUGGGAACCUCUUAUUGAGCCAUGGCCAAUUGCUAUCUACGCUUCCAAGUCAAGUGACGAAAAGAAUGGUAUCAUGGUGGAUAUUGUUUCCAGACAGUUGGCAGAAAUCACUGUAACAUCUAGAUCGAUUGCAUUACUUUCUCAAAUUUCCACCUUAAUUAGUGAAGAGGUUGAACUCAAAUCAAGAGAGGAAACAAGUCCUUACAAGAUUUUAAACGAAACUGGAUAUGACAUCGAAGUUUGGAAAGAUGGAGAUAAAGAUGAAAACAAAAAUAAGAAGGUGAUCAGUAAUGGUGAUCAAAUUCCUUGGGCUUUUGAAGAUUGGAGAGAAGUUCGUGCUAAUUUAGAUACUGACAAUAAAAGAGGAAUCUUAGGAAUCAGAUUACUCGAAUCGAAAUACGAUGAAAUUCAUCAAAUUUCAGCUUCGGGUGAAGGUGAAGACAUCAUCAUGAUGACUCCACCAGUAGAUGGAGUUCACACUAGAUUAAUUUGUGAUAUCUCAUUAGGUUCAGAUAAUAUCAAAACCAUUUGGGUCAGGUCAGCUGUUCAAAUCCAGAAUAAUGCUGAUGUUGCUAUCUCAGUAAAUGUUUUCGAAGAUCCACAAUCGAAGCAGUCAGUUGAUAUCAUAGAAAUUGAACCAGGCCAAAGUAAAGCCUUACCAGUUGAUCAUGUCUAUAAUGGAAGUUUGAAAUUUAAACCAAAAAUGGAAGCAGAAUAUGGCUGGUCUAAAGAAAGCCUUUAUUGGAAGGAUAUGAUUUAUGGAGGUAGUGCUUUGACUUGCGCUUCAUCUGAUUCGAGUGACAAGACAGCUUAUUAUUUCCAAGCCGAAGCUUCUUAUGAUAAAGAUGAACCUUUGGCAAGAAUCUAUCCACAUAUGAAGAUUGUCGUUUCAGCACCUAUCCAGUUAGUCAACUUGUUGCCUUUUGAUAUAGAUUAUAGAUUGUAUGAUAAAGAUACCAGGAAAGAUUGGAACGGUUCAGUUGCAAAAGGGGUGGAGAAUUAUAUCCAUGUUGCAAGUUUGAAAAGCUUAUUACUACUUAGUGUGGAACCUAAAGAAUGUGGAUUCAAUAAGUCGGAAUUUGCUAUCAUCAACAGUCCAUCCAAGAGUGAAUUUAAAAGAGAGGAUUUUAUGACCUCCAGACAUGAAGAUGGUCAAGUAAUGAAGUUGAAGAUUUAUUAUCCAAGAAAGAAACAAGGAUUCUCAGGACUUAGAGCGGUGAUUUAUUCACCUUACAUUGUUUUGAAUAGAACAGGUCAAAAUAUCGAAGUGAUGGAAAGAAACAAUAAGUUGAAGUCCAACGGGAGAUCAGCCUUGGAAAAGAUAACCCCUAAGAUGUUUUCGUUUGAUAGAGAUGCUGAUAAAAAGAAUAGAGCUUUGUUGAAGGUCGGGGAUAGUCAAUGGUCGGCACCAAUAAGUUUCGAUGCUAUUGGUCAAUCGAGUUCAGUAAGCGUUCAAUUGACAGGUAAACAAUCAGAAAUGAAUGUUGGGGUUUCAGUUGCUGAUGGAGAGGGAGUUUAUAAUUUGACCAAAGUUAUUACCAUAGCACCAAGGUACAUUUUCAAGCAUACAUUGGAGGAACCUUUACAAAUCGUUGAAAACGGAUCAAAUAAUGUUAUAGAUGUUGCGCCUAAUGAACUACAUCCCUUAUACGGUUUACGUCGUUUAGAAAAGAGAAGUUUAGUUCUUAAAUUUGCCCAUGGAUCAAAAAAUUGGUCAUCACCUUUUGUCAUUGAUGAUAUUGGUCAAAUAUUUUUAAAAGUUUAUAAGGAAAAUUUCGGACAAAUCCUUCUCAAAGUCAAUAUUUUAACAGAGAAUGGAGUAAUUUUCAUCCAAGUUGAAAAUGCUAAUAAUAAUUGGCCAUUUUCAAUAAGGAAUUUUAGUGAUUCUGAAUUUUAUAUCUAUCAAGCUGAUCCUAAUAUCAAUGAAAAUGGUGAUGUUAUCAAGACUGAUGUUACUUAUAAGCCGAUAUAUUACAAAAUACCACCAAAAAGUGUUAUGCCUUAUGCUUAUGAUUAUCCAAAUGCUGUGAUUAAAGAAUUGAUUAUCAGAUCUCAUGGAAGAGAAAGAGCUAUCAAUCUUUCUGAGAUAGGAAACUUGAAACCUUUCAGAUUACCUCCGACCCUGACAGAAGAUCAAAAGAUUGUUGAUUUGAAUGUCGUUGCUGACGGACCCACUCAAUCUUUGAUUAUAUCAGAUUACGAUCCAUCAUUGAGCAUGUAUAAAUUACAAAGAACUAAAACAGGAACUACUCUUACGUCAUCCCAGCAAAAUUUCGAAACUCCCGAAGAAGAUGAAAGUUACCAUACUAGAAUUAUCACUAGGUUCGAAGGGUUUGGUAUAUCGUUAAUCAACACCAGAUACCAAGAGUUAAUCUAUGUCACUUUGAGAGGAUUAGAAUUAAGAUAUAACGAGUCAGAUUUGUAUCAAAACUUGAGUGUCAAAUUGAAAUGGAUUCAGGUAGAUAAUCAAUUAUAUGGUGGUAUAUUCCCUAUUAUAAUUUAUCCGACCGUUGUUCCUAAGUCAGGUAAAGAAAUGAACAACCAUCCAUCAUUCUCAGCGUCGGUUUGUAAGGUGAAAGAUGAUUCUCAUGGUGUAUUAUUCAUCAAAUAUGCUACCGUUCUUUUACAAGAAAUGACUAUUGAGAUAGACGAAGAUAUAUUAUUUGCGUUAUUAGACUUCGCCAAACUUCCAGGUGCAAGUUGGAAUAGACAGAUUGAAGAUAAACUAUGCGAUGAUUCUUUGGAAUUACCUGAACCUAAAACUUUAUCGGAAAGUAGUGAUAUUUACUUCGAAGCUUUACAUUUACAACCAACAUUGACAAAUUUAUCGUUUGUCAGAACUGAAAGAGUUAAUGCUGAAGAUAAAAUAUCUAAUGGUCAGAAUACGUUGAUGUUCUUCUUCAAUGUUCUUACCAUGGCUCUUGGUAAUAUUAAUGAUGCUCCAAUCAAAUUGAAUGCUUUGUUCCUUGAAAAUAUUAGAGUUCCAACCCCUAUUCUUUUGGAAUCUAUCCAGACUCAUUAUGGUCAAUCAUUCUUCUAUCAACUUCAUAAGAUUUUAGGGUCAGCUGAUGUGAUUGGUAAUCCUGUUGGUUUAUUCAAUAAUUUGUCUUCAGGGGUUUUAGAUAUAUUCUACGAACCUUAUCAAGGUUUCAUAAUCAAUGACCGUCCACAAGAGUUGGGUAUCGGUAUUGCUAAAGGUGGUUUAAGUUUCUUGAAAAAAUCGAUUUUUGGAUUUAGUGAUUCGUUUGCUAAAAUUUCGGGUUCCUUGGCUAAAGGACUAUCGGUCGUUACUUUGGAUGAUAAAUUUCAAGAACGUAGACGUUUCAAUCAACGUCGUAAUAAACCAAAGCAUGCCCUCUAUGGGUUCGCUAGCGGUGCCAAUUCGUUCUUUGAAUCAGUGUCUUCAGGUGUGACCGGGUUUGCUACUGCUCCUAUUGAAGGUGCCAAUACUGGAGGAGCAGCUGGUUUCUUUAAGGGUGUUGGAAAAGGUUUAGUCGGAUUACCUACAAAAACAGCUAUUGGUUUCUUUGAUUUGGCUUCCAAUGUUAGUGAAGGGAUUCGUAACACCACCACUGUUUUUGAUGCUGAAGGUUUAGAUAAAGUUAGAUUGCCUCGUUAUAUCAGUUACGACAAGGUAGUUAGACCAUACUCUCAAAGAGAAGCUCAAGGUCAAUUCUGGCUUAAAUCAAUAGAAGGAGGAGUUUAUUUCAACGAAGCUUAUUUGGCACAUCUCUUGUUACCAGGAGAAGAAAAAGCCUUGAUCUUGACUUUCAAACACAUGAUAUUGUUUGAUGUUAAUUCAUUGAAGGUCAAGUGGGUGAUCACCUUCGAUCAAAUAAAAUCGAUUUCCAUGGAAUCUACAGGUAUCAAUAUCGGAUUGAAGAAGAAAGAAGGUCCAUUUAUACCAAUUCCUGAAAAGUCAUCAAGAGCAUUCUUGUAUAGCAAGAUUAGUAUUGCUGUUGAGGAUUACAAUAAGCAUUGUCAAGUCAUUCUUUAA
Molecule: messenger RNA, 9321 nt
Organism: Yamadazyma jaroonii
Lineage: Eukaryota; Fungi; Ascomycota; Pichiomycetes; Serinales; Debaryomycetaceae
Source: the annotation of a GenBank genome assembly